UUUUUAAGCACCUAGAGCGAUAAUCAUGCUCUUAGAGACCAUGCCUUCCAUGACGUCAACACCUUCGCUUAGCUGUCUCCCUAUAUAAAUUCUCUACAUGCAACAUCCCAUUAAAUAAAAAUCAAAGAAAACACAAAACUCACAAAAAAUAAACAUUUUUUUGGGUUUUCUUUAUUUAUUUUAAAAUCAAGAACAUGGAGAGGGCCUCUUCUUGCUCCUCCAAGUCAUCAUCAUCCAUGGCUUCUUGUUCUUCUGAUCAGUCUUUUUCCAUCAGUUCCGACCAAACCUCAUCUUUCGUGACGUCAUCCAUGCUCUCCCGCACGUCAUCAUCUUCUUCCUCCGCCGUGGGAGACUACAUAGGGACAGAGAGCUGCUUCGACGUCCUCUCAGCCGACGAAGAAAACGACGUAGUCUCCUCCUCAGAGUCUAUGAGCCGGUACCGUUACGGAGGAAGGAGGAGAGAGGAGAGGGAAGCUAGAGCCGCCGCGGCGCGUGAGUUUCCUCCGCCGAUACCGUCGCUUGCUCAGACGGAGAAUCUUCUCCCGCACAUGCCGUGGGUUCUCAAGAGGGUUGUGACGAGCGACGGGAGGCUUAUCUUGAGAGAGGAGAAGGUUCGUCAUCACGAGUACUUCCGUGCGCAUAGAUCCAAUGGCCGUCUCACUCUCCACCUUGUUCCUUUAGACGAUGACGUUCUUGAACUUCCUCAAGAGCCCUCUCAUUACCAAUCUGAUGAUGAUAAUGAUGAUGAUGAUGAUGAUUAUGAUCACGAGGAUGAUCAUGAGCAUGAUCAGUGUAAUGAGGUGGUGGAUGAUUUGGAUGAGCUGGCGGAUAAUGUAGAUAAGAGUGUCAUUAUUACUGCCCCUGAAGAUAAAGAUGGUGUUAUCCAUAAUUGUGAUGAUGAUGAUAAGGGUAAUGUGCAUGGAGGUAGUGAAGAUGGAUAUAGGAAAGGUAUAUUAGCGGCGGUGGCCGGUGAGACUGUGGUGGAGAGCGGAGGAGGAGGAUCGCCGAGAGGAAAGUAUUUGAAGUCUUGUUUUGUUGGUAUGAUAGUUGGAGAGAUCAUCAGACCAGUUCUUAGUUGAUUGUUUAUUGGUAAUUAGUACUACCAAUUACUAGCUUCCUUCGUUUCUUUGUGGAAAACAGAUAUUACUAUGGCUGAGAGUUUAAACAAGUAUUACCGGCUUAAUUUGUAUGAAUAACAGAGGGUUUUAAACUUUAAAAUUUUCAAUAAGAAUUUGUUUCUUGUUUUUUUGUAUUUUUCAGUGUACUUUAUCUUCUUUGAGGGUUUUGUACGAUAUUGAAAAAACUUUUUAGUGGGUUUAUAGUUUUG
Molecule: messenger RNA, 1327 nt
Organism: Eruca vesicaria subsp. sativa (arugula)
Lineage: Eukaryota; Viridiplantae; Streptophyta; Magnoliopsida; Brassicales; Brassicaceae
Source: the annotation of a GenBank genome assembly